Messenger RNA from Saccoglossus kowalevskii, 2503 nucleotides. RefSeq lists its product as uncharacterized. NCBI's taxonomy places the organism in Eukaryota, Metazoa, Hemichordata, Enteropneusta, Harrimaniidae. The record is from RefSeq and is a predicted model, not a curated record.
AUGACCAGGCGAAGUGAAUGGUGGACGCUGGUAUUCGUGUACCUGAUGGUCAGUCACCACACCAUCAACGCUAAAUCCGUUCAUGGAGUUCUCAGAAAAAGCGUAUUACGCAAUAUAUAUGCUAAACUUGAACCAGGAACGGUACCAGAUAUUCAUUUUCGCCGCGAUGCUGUUGCUGGUAUACAACCCCAGGUCGUUGAGACGGUACAAGUCGAGACGGAUUCGGUGUCACCUUCAGAGGACGAUAAGGCAGGCAAAGCAGCCCGUGACAUAGCUCCACCGGGGCCAGCGCCAAUGACGGGGAAUGAUCUUGGGACUCGUCGCCGGGAAGUCAUCAUUGACGACGUAUACGUGUGUGAAGACUAUGAUUACGACUCUCUGGGCUGUACAGACGAAGACUGUUCAUCCGAGUGUGAUGAUUGGAUACAACAUCAUGGAGAUGACGAUUUUCUGUUGAAUGAAGACGGUGAAUGCAGCAUGGACUUCGAAGAUUUUGAUUUCGAUUUCGUCUUUCAAUUGAUGCUCGAUGCUGAUGAAUGCGAUGAAUUUUGGGCAAAUGAAGAAAAUGACUGUGAAUUCGGUACGUUAGAGGAAGCCAAAGAUUACUGGUGCGAAGAGGAAUAUGUGAUAGAACCCUUUGUUACUGAGCCUCCCACUGAGCCACCAACUGAACCGACUGUAGUUACUGAACCUCCUACUGAGCCACCCACUGAACCACCCGUUGUUACUGAGCCUCCCACUGAGCCACCAACUGAACCCCCUGUUGUUACUGAACCUCCUACUGAGCCACCCACUGAACCCCCUGUUGUUACUGAGCCUCCCACUGAGCCACCCACUGAACCGCCCGUUGUUACUGAACCUCCUACUGAGCCAUCCACUGAACCCCCUGCCGUUACUGAGCCUCCCACUGAGCCACCCACUGAACCGCCUGUCGUUACUGAACCUCCUACUGAGCCACCCACUGAACCCCCUGCCGUUACUGAGCCUCCCACUGAGCCACCCACUGAACCCCCUGUCGUUACUGAGUCUCCCACUGAGCCACCCACUGAACCACCUGUUGUUACUGAGCCUCCCACUGAGCCUCCCAGUGAACCCCCUGUCGUUACUGAGCCUCCCACUGAGCCACCCACUGAACCCCCUGUCGUUACUGAGCCUCCCACUGAGCCACCCACUGAACCACCUGUUGUUACUGAGCCUCCCACUGAGUCUCCCAGUGAACCCCCUGCCGUUACUGAACCUCCCACUGAGCCACCCACUGAACCCCCUGUCGUUACUGAACCUCCCACUGAGCCACCCACUGAACCCCCUGUCGUUACUGAACUUCCUACUAAGCCACCCACUGAACCCCCUGCCGUUACUGAACCAGUAGUUACGACGGUAGAUCCCGACGACGAUGAAGUUGUUAGUGGAAUUGAAUCGUCUUGUGUUCCUCUCGGAGACCAUAAUGCUAUUAAACUUAACAGCAAUUCUGGUUGGAUUGUACUCGCUGCAAAUGACGGAGAUUGUUACCUGACUGUGAAUCUGGUCAAUCCUAUGCUAAUUAUCGGUGUAGAUAUUCAAGGGAGACACGAUGCCUCGGAAUGGGUAACGUCGUUCACGGUUAGUUAUAACACGUCCGAUGACACCGUGGUGAAUAUAAGUGACAAGGACGGUAAUACACAGGUGUUCGACGGCUCGAGCGACCAAGACACAAUAGAGCGUGUAAUAUUUCCCCAAGCGAUCGAGACAGACACGGUGACAAUCACUCCGAUGUCACAUACGGGUGACUACACCUCCAUGAGGCUGGCUCUUCUGACGGAAGUAGUUAAGCAAGACGAGACGGAUCCAGUGAUCGUGCACUCAGAUGACACAAGCUACCAACAGUGUUCAGCGGGACUAGAAAAACAGACAAUUUACGAUUGGCAAAUAUAUGCAUCUUCUUGUCUGCCUGAAGCCCAGUCGUCAAGAUGUCGCUUGAAUGAGGUGCACGAAACGGGACGAAGCGCCUGGUGCGCAGAUCCUACAGCUGAGGGCGAACAAUUUUUAGUCGUCCAGUUCGGUUACAACACUGACUAUUCGGUGAAAAUUCGGCCUGUCACAGGUAUAAUUACACAGGCGCAGGGUGAUGCAGAACACUGGGUGCACACAUUCACUUUACGAUACAGAGUCGAAGGAAUUGGUUCGCCAUGGGUUGAUUACACGGAGAAUGGAGCGAUACGGAUCUUUACGGGUAAUUCAGACGGUCAGAAUCUCGCGGUAAAUACGCUAACCGAGCCGUUCGAUGCGAAUGCUGUACAGAUCGUGCCAGCAAACUUCCACAACGAAAUGUGUACCAGAUUGGAGAUAUUGGUCGCCGACAUAGACGGCUGCUAAUAAAUAUAACCUGUCUUGUAUGUAUAACUACCAAAUAAAAUAUACUCGUAACUCAGCCAUUACACACCACAAUAUCGCGAGUUUUUAUGGUGUCAGUGUGACCACGUGUACAUGUAUUCGUAGUGGAACAAAUAAAAGUCACGUUGCAUAA